CUGAUAUUUACAGCGUUCCUAAUGCUUCUCGCACCAAGGACAGCCAUUCUUUCUGUCGGUCCUUCCCUUAUCCAUUUAUCCUAGACCUAGAAUUACCGCAGACUGUUCAACUUGUUAUGUCCACCGCAACCGAAACGCAGUCUCCUCGGAGGCUGCAACGCAAUCAGACUACUCCGAAAUCCGAGGUACAGGAUCAAAUCAGAAGAGAAGAUUCAAGUCAUGGACAGCGAACAAUGGAGGAUAAGUUCUUCUGGACAUACACCGAAGAACCCCAUCGAACUCGGAGACAGGCAAUAAUCAAAGCGCACAAGGAAGUCUUACAGCUGUGCGGGCCAGAACCACUCACCAAAUACCUUGUCCUAGCGGUCGUCCUGUUACAGGUGACCUGUGCCAGCUUGCUCAGAAACAGUCCCAUAUUCUCGUGGCCGUUCUUUUUGACAGCCUACAUCGUCGGUGCCACGGCAAACCAGAACCUCUUCCUGGCAAUCCAUGAAAUCAGCCACAACCUUGCCUUCCGAACUCCGAACUACAACAGGCUCUUUGCAAUAUUCGCAAACCUGCCUAUUGGCCUACCUUACUCUGCUGGGUUCCGACAAUAUCAUUUGACUCACCAUAAGUCACUGGGUGUCGACGGCGUCGAUACCGACCUUCCCACAGCGCUUGAGGCUAUUUUCCUGGACUCGGUGCUGGGCAAAGCCUUCUUCUGCACCUUCCAGCUCAUCUUCUACGCUAUAAGACCGAUGAUGGUCUAUAAAAUCCCUUUUGGCCCAGUACAUUACACCAAUAUUGUUGCACAGAUUGUCUUCGACGCCCUCAUCCUUCGUUACUUGGGGACCAAGGCGUUUGUCUACCUACUAAUGAGCUCGUUCCUUGCUGGCUCUCUACAUCCCUGUGCUGCUCACUUUAUCUCUGAGCACUACGUCUUCUCCAAAUCCCGCACGGUGAAUGGAAAGAUGCCAAAAGAUGUUCCGAUUCCUGAAACGUUCUCGUAUUACGGGCCUCUAAAUGUGCUCACCUACAAUGUUGGCUAUCAUAACGAACACCACGAUUUCCCUGCGAUUCCAUGGACUCGACUACCUAAGGUUUAUGAAAUAGCGCGGGAGUUCUAUGACCCAUUGCCUUGUCAUGAAAGUUGGCCUUUGGUGCUGUGGCAAUUCAUAACCGAUAAAGAAGUGGGUAUGUGGUGUCGUGUGAAAAGAGCAGAAGGUGGACGCAUCGUUGGUGGCUGGACGGAUGGUGAAAUUCAGAGUUGAUCUUCUCAGUACUACCUGAGGCAUAAAAGACGAGGACAUGACCCGAUAGACAUGAACUAAUUGUACAUGACAAAUGAAUGACGAAGGAGUAUAGGUCCUUUCCAAACGCGUGAAAGCUAUGUCGUUCUUGCUUUUUGAUGAAGGUGAGUGGUCGAGAUGGCCUUGCGUCGCCCACAGUGAUCUGUUUUGCUUUUUUCCCUUUCUUAUCGUUCGAGACAUUCCUUCCAUC
Messenger RNA from Exophiala oligosperma, 1482 nucleotides. RefSeq lists its product as uncharacterized. Gene Ontology annotation, cellular component: membrane. Gene Ontology annotation, biological process: ceramide biosynthetic process. Bases 117 to 1253 code for a protein of 378 amino acids. The transcript has a single exon. Gene Ontology annotation, molecular function: sphingolipid delta-4 desaturase activity. NCBI's taxonomy places the organism in Eukaryota, Fungi, Ascomycota, Eurotiomycetes, Chaetothyriales, Herpotrichiellaceae. The record is from RefSeq and is a predicted model, not a curated record.